AUUGGAAAUGCGUAAAAAACUGUGGUUGAAAGAUAAUGGUGCUUGUACUUAACGAAUUGGUAGUAGGUACGCCAGCAUUUGACGACUUUCUGCGGAGCCAAGUCAACGAAGGCUAGGCGACCCGGUAUUCUCUUAAUAAGAGGGUCUGGUUUGUUUGAAUACCGGAAUCUUCCAUCCUAAUGACCGCAUUGGACAUACUGAGGGGACGGGCGAUCGCAAUAUGUUCGUGUGGGUUGUACAUCCUUUACCCAGUCAGUUCCGACACUCCCUAUCGAGCAUAUAUAUCGUCUUCUCGUAGCCCUCCUUGACCAACUAUCUUCAUACAGCUUCCAACGUAUUCUAUUCUCACUCCUAUCCUGCCUCUUCGUGUAGGUAGAAACCAGCCUAAUUUCCUUUUACUUGGACCAGGUAGUCCCGGAAGCCCAAUAUCCAACCCAGUUUCCUGUCAUUGUGCAGUUGUAGCAUCAUGAAGAACUUUGGCGCAAUCGUAUUCCUCUUAGCUUCGGCCGGCUCUCUCGUGACGAGUACGCCAGCAUUCAGAAAUGAGAGCCGAGUUGUUUCGGCUGACUCCGCUCAUAUCGCAGCGCGAGCACUAGAGCUUGUGCCUCGAGUUAGAGUUGGAAGUAGGUCAAACGAGACGGAGACUCCAGCCAGGUUUUUAGGGAUCCCCAGGAGCGCGAAUUCCACGGACGAAACUGCGGUUGGCUCUCUUGUCACACGUAGGAAUGGAAACUUCUCUGAAGUUGCAACCGAGAAACUGUCCGCCGCUCCACACUUAAGACGAGGAAAAUUCGGAUUUCGCUCUGCGUCGAACGAGACCGAUGCUUAGAUACUAGAUGAAGCAAAGAUACUAGGCAAUCUGUGGGCUGGGGGAAGACAAUGUAGGAGGAAUAUCAUCGAGGACACCGCUCGACUUGGACUGGUUUUCAGGAUAGAUUUUACCACAGGUUGGAUUAUAUUAAUAUAGCUAGUGUUAUACGGUUAGGUUCUCGGUGUUCCUCUCAAGUUGCUAUGCAGGUUCGCAGAUGUGGUAUUGACAGACAUCGAAGCACUAGAAAUUAAAUUACGCUAUCGAGUCCGAACCAUAGUGGACGUGAGGUUAGGUUAGUAGGUACCUAUAUAA
Messenger RNA from Daldinia caldariorum, 1123 nucleotides. RefSeq lists its product as uncharacterized. Lineage: Eukaryota; Fungi; Ascomycota; Sordariomycetes; Xylariales; Hypoxylaceae. Bases 467 to 829 code for a protein of 120 amino acids. The transcript has 7 exons. The record is from RefSeq and is a predicted model, not a curated record.